Molecule: messenger RNA, 1401 nt
Organism: Sinocyclocheilus grahami
Lineage: Eukaryota; Metazoa; Chordata; Actinopteri; Cypriniformes; Cyprinidae
Gene: tmem176l.3b
Product: transmembrane protein 176l.3b
Exons: 7
Coding region: 161-805 (214 amino acids)
Cellular component (GO): membrane
Source: RefSeq, a predicted model, not a curated record
UGCGGGUUGUGUAGACAAACAACAUUCCUCUUCUACAUUUUAGGAAAUUGAAAGGAGCGUCAUUGCCGAGAAAGAAAAAAAAAAGUUCUGUAUUUAACAAAAACAAAGGGUGUGAAACUUUGCUGGAUUGUUACUGACUCGAUCACGUACAAGUUGCAGGAUGUCUCUGGCAGUGUCUCAUGGCGAGGGGGUGACAGUGAUCACCAUCACCUCAAACACCCACAGCAAAUGGCCGAUACUGUGUCAGAUCGUGGGCUCUUUGUGCCACAGUCCAGUGUGUGCUGUAUCACAGCAUGUGAAAGCGAAGAUGAUGGGCAUCUAUAUGGCACUUGGGAUUAUGCAGAUUAUAGUAGGACUGCUCAAUCUCAUGACAGGGAUUUUAUUUAUAAGCUCUGGAAUACACGACUACAUUAUGAUGUGUAAUGCUCCAUUCUGGCUUGGGGGUGUGUUCCUUGUAGUUGGAGUGGUGUCUAUUGUUGCAGCUUGGUUUCCAAGCUAUUUUCUGCUGCUCGUCACUGUGGUGUUGAACAAAGUCAGUGCUCUGCUGGCUAUGAUAGGCCUUGCACUGUAUGCAUGGGACUUAAUGAGCUUUACGGUUGUUAUGCACUAUAACGAAAUGAACUAUGACAAGAUGAUCCGUGAAACACUGGAUAUCACUAUGAUGAUCUUUUCAGCUCUUCAGCUCUGUGCGACCCUCAGUUUCUCUGUCUUAACUCUGAAAGAAUUAUGUGAGACAAAUUCUGUGGAGGACCCUCAACUUUACAAACCACUCAAAGAAGAGCUCACUGUCAGUCAUGUAUGUUAGACAGACAAUGUAAAAAAUGAAAUAUGCAUUGUUAAUUGAACUAGCUUUGUGAUUAUAGAAGUACACUUUUUCUCUCUCUUGUGAAAUAGCAAAUAUCUUCUAUCUGCAACUCCACAAUCAUCGUGGUACAUGUUUAUCUUUGGUCUUGAUUAUUUUAUUUUUUUUUUCCUUUAGCUGCUUUUUGAAAAUAAUGACUGGAAUUAAAAUUUAAUGUUGAUACAUUUUUAACACCAAGUUUAUAUUCUUUACACAUUCAGUUCAUUUAAAAUCUUCAUUUCUCAUAAGGGACCUUCAUCAAAGCUUCUUUCGGGAGGCUUAGCCUUAGAUGCAUUGGAUUGCCUAAAGACUAAAGACCAUUUACUGUGUAUUGGGCAAAAAGAUAAUAAUAAAUAAAAGAUUUUAUCAUGCAUCAUGCACAUGGUCUCCUCUUCUCAGCACAACUUGUAUAUUAUGUGAUGCAUGUUUACGCAGAGAAACAAUUUAACUUGAGUUUGAACAAACAAAAGUCAGUUCAGCUGUCAUAAAUAGCAAUAAAACAAACCAGUGAUGUGGAACGUGUUUACUUGUAGCAUCCAUGUGUUUUCUGAAAUCAUAGU